Manihot esculenta (cassava) is the source of this 618-nucleotide messenger RNA. RefSeq lists its product as uncharacterized. The transcript has a single exon. The coding region runs from base 49 to 378 and encodes 109 amino acids. The record is from RefSeq and is a predicted model, not a curated record. NCBI's taxonomy places the organism in Eukaryota, Viridiplantae, Streptophyta, Magnoliopsida, Malpighiales, Euphorbiaceae.
AUUUCAGAAAUCUCUCCAUCCCUAAACGCAGAGAGAGAAAUAAAGAAGAUGGCACUGAGGUGGCUUCUUCAUUCGGCUUGCCAUAUUGUAGGGUACCCUAGCAAAGACAGUACAAAUAUUCAACAGGGCAGCCAUGCUGUAGGGUAUCCCUGCAAACAAGAAAUUAAUGGAGUCAUCAAAAGCACAAAGCCAAUCACUUCAUCAGUAGGGUUCCAAAUGCCUCUUCAUUACCCAAGAUACUCCAAGGCCGAUUACGAGAAGAUGGAGGAGUGGAGAUUGGAUUUGCUUCUUAGGGAAUAUGGCCUAAACUUCAUGGGCACCCUUGAAGAUAAGAGAUCAUUCGCAAUGGGUGCUUUCUUGUGGCCUGACCAAUAUUGAUCACCCAAUACCCGCAGUUGAGAUGGAGAUUGAAAUUAUUAUAAUGUUCAAAUUUGAUGUGCGAGCUGAGUUAAGUUUUACUGUAAAUCUAUUAUGCUGUCUCCCGUUUGUCAAUUUCCUUCGAUAGACAUCAGUUGCAUGUUAGCCUAUUUUAGAAAUUGUGUUGUUUUUGCUUGGGCUUUAUGUAAAAAUAUAUAUACAUAAAUAUUCAUAGAGAGAGAAUGUUUGCAGAAGUAAACU